Molecule: messenger RNA, 1113 nt
Organism: Naumovozyma castellii
Lineage: Eukaryota; Fungi; Ascomycota; Saccharomycetes; Saccharomycetales; Saccharomycetaceae
Gene: EDC1
Product: Edc1p
Exons: 1
Coding region: 1-1113 (370 amino acids)
Source: RefSeq, a predicted model, not a curated record
AUGUCGACGGACACAAUGUACUUCAACAGCUCGAGGCUACUGCCCGUCCAUUCCAAGAACAAACCUAUAAGUGUGCCCAAGGUAAAGAAUCAACCGAAGAAACUGAACCCUACAGAAAGGAAACAUAAGAGUAAACACGACAAGAAGAACAAGAAAACUGAUGUCCCAGAACCUCAGCUGCUUCCAAAUGGUGAAAAACCAAAUUUUGGCAACCAGAAUAAUGAUAAGUCUGGUUCCUCAAGUGGAAAGAAACCUUCUCGCCCUAAGAAGCACUCGAAACAAGAGAAGCAGUUUGAACAACAAUCUGUAUCAGAAAGUACUGAUAGACUAACGCAAACAUUGAAGGAUCUUUUACUAAAAUCUCAAACUUCAUCAUCUUCUGCGUCUCCAAUGAUAAACAACAAUAACCGAGUGGCAGUGACUAGCAACAAUGAUAUUGCAUCGACUAUAUCGCCAUUAAACACUCCCUCUACCAUACCUGCAGCUCUAUUAAACCCAAUGGGUCUGUCACCUAUUCCACAGCAACAACACCAACAACCUCAACUCAUGACGCCUCCUAUUAUGCAUCCUGGCCUAUAUCCUCAACAAACUUUAAGCCCAUUUGCCUACCAACAACAGUACCAAAAUUCCCCUCAACCUCCACCUUUGAUCCACGGGAAUGGAUCCUCUAUCCCUGGAACUGGAGGUGGCUAUCCAUUUCAAGGAUAUCCUUAUGUUUCAAACGUGCAUUACAGUUUGACUAGUGGUACAAAUAACCAAAUGCCAAAUAAUGCAGUCUCACCAACACCGGCUCAUAUGAAUUUAAUGUUUCCUUAUUCUAAUAAUAACAAUGGGAACAACCUAUCAACAAUGCAUGUUCCACCAUUAUCGUCAUCAUCAUCUACCUCGAGACAAAUACAACAUUCUGCACCACACACUGCGAUGGCAAGUCCAUCAACCAAUUCCAAACCAACUUCAAGAUCCAAUUCAAGACCUACUUCAAACGCAAGCUUCAACUCCCGUUCACCUCCAAAGAAGAAUAAUGUAAGACGUGGUAGUCAAUCAUUUGCAGGAGCCUCUUUUGCCACUGCUAUCCCUCAGGAAUGCAACCUUCCAAAACCAAGUUUUACCUAA